Messenger RNA from Heterocephalus glaber (naked mole-rat), 5579 nucleotides. RefSeq names its product calmodulin regulated spectrin associated protein 1 (gene Camsap1). Gene Ontology annotation, molecular function: spectrin binding; calmodulin binding; microtubule minus-end binding. Lineage: Eukaryota; Metazoa; Chordata; Mammalia; Rodentia; Bathyergidae. The record is from RefSeq and is a predicted model, not a curated record. Gene Ontology annotation, cellular component: microtubule minus-end. Gene Ontology annotation, biological process: negative regulation of microtubule depolymerization; cytoplasmic microtubule organization; neuron projection development.
GCGCGGGAGAGCGGCGGCGCCUUUGUUGCGGCCGGGCCGCCGCGGCCUUUGUCUGCAGAGGGCGGGCGCCGCGAGGGCCGGCGGAGGAUGGAGGCCCCGCCGGACGGCGCCGACCUGGUGCCGCUGGACCGCUACGACGCGGCGCGGGCCAAGAUCGCCGCCAACCUGCAGUGGAUCUGCGCCAAGGCCUACGGCCUAGACAACAUCCCUGAGGACCUCAGAGACCCUUUUUACAUCGACCAGUAUGAGCAGGAGCACAUCAAGCCGCCCGUUAUCAAGCUGCUCCUUUCCAGUGAGCUCUACUGCCGUGUCUGCAGCCUCAUCCUCAAAGGGGACCAGGCGGCCACCUUGCAAGGGCACCAGUCAGUCAUCCAGGCCCUGUCCCGGAAAGGCAUCUACGUGAUGGAGAGUGACGACACCCCGGUGACGGACGCCGACCUCGGCCACGCCCCUGUAAAGAUGAGUGCCCACAUGGCGAUGGUGGAUGCCCUGAUGAUGGCCUACACUGUGGAGAUGAUCAGCAUUGAGAAGGUGGUGGCCAGCGUCAAGCGCUUCUCCACGUUCAGCGCCUCAAAAGAGCUGCCCUAUGACCUCGAGGACGCCAUGGUGUUCUGGAUCAACAAGGUAAAUCUCAAAAUGAGAGAGAUCACAGAAAAGGAAGUCAAGUUAAAGCAGCAGUUACUGGAAAGCCCGGCUCAUCAAAAGUCUCCCUCCAAGUGGUAUUGGAAGUUAGUGCCCGUCCGCUAUCGCCGAGAGCACCUUUCCGCCAGGCAGUCGCCCUACUUCCCGUUGUUGGAGGACUUGAUGCGAGGCGGCAGCGAUGGGGCUGCUCUCCUGGCGGUGGUGCACUAUUACUGCCCCGAGCAGAUGAGACUGGAUGAUAUAUGCCUGAAGGAGGUGCCGUCCAUGGCCGACAGCCUGUACAACAUCCGGCUUCUGAGAGAGUUCGCCAGCGAGCACCUGAACAAGUGCUUCUACCUCACCCUGGAGGACAUGCUGUACGCGCCCUUGGUGCUCAAGCCAAAUGUCAUGGUUUUUAUUGCCGAGCUCUUCUGGUGGUUUGAGAAUGUCAAACCUGAUUUCGUCCAGCCCCGGGAUGUUCAGGAGCUGAAAGAUGCCAAAGCAGUGUUACCGCAGAAGAGCAGCCGGCCUCCUGUGCAGAUCUCCAACGCCACCAAACGCAGCUUCCUGGGCAGCCCUGCUGCUCUGAGCCCAGCUGACCUGCCGCCUGCCUCGCUGCCGGCCGAGGGCGGGCGCAGGUACCACCUCCUCCCCGAGGAAGCUGAGUGUCUUGGGAAAGGAACUUCCGCAUUUAGCUCAUCCCAUCCGUUGUUGCCGCUGAGGCAGAAACAGCAGAAAGCAGCGCAGGCGGAGGAGACGCCCGAUCAGCGGCAUCGGUCUAAUUCUUUAACGCGUGUUGACGGUCAGCCGCGAGGCGCAGCUGUAGCAUGGCCGGAAAAAAAAGCCAGGCCCGUGUCCCAGCCAACGCCUUUCGCAGUCCAUCAUGCCACAAGUUGCGAGGUGGACCCUGGCUCCGGUGACAGCAUCAGCUUGGCUCGCUCCAUCAGCAAAGACAGCCUGGCUUCCAACAUUGUCCACCUCACGCCCCAGAACCAGCCACACCCUGCGGCUGGGAAGGCCAAUGGGAAAAGCCUCCUGAGCAACGUCAGCAUUGAGGAUGAGGAGGAAGAGCUCGUGGCCAUCAUCAGGACAGACGCGACUGCCCACCGUGGGGACUUGGAGGUUGCCAGGGCCUCACCCCGUGCGCCAAGCCUGCUGGCCAGUGCCAGGUCUCCCCAGAGGCAGCUGGACCUCAUGGAGAGUAAGCCCGACAGUUUCUUCCUGGAGCCACUGAUGCCAGCAGUGCUGAGGCCAGCGAAGGAGAAGCAGAUUAUUACCAAGGAGGACGAGUGCGGGGAAGGGCGGCCAAGGAGCUCCACAGCCAGGCGGGCCAGCGAGGGUCCCCAGCUGCUGGCACGGAAGAAAGCGACCGGCAGCCAUGGUCAUGGUGGGCGGGACUUGAACAGGACUUUCACCCCCAUCCCAUGUUUGGAGUUCUUGGCGGGUGUCGACCCUGCCGAGGCGAGUCUGCUCUGGGCGGACGCCGUGGGAGAAGUGCGUGGGGGACCUCUGGCCGUCAGCGGGUUCCAGCCCUCACCCCAGGGCCAGGCUGCUGAUGGCUUCUUCCUUCACGUGGGCAGAGCUGACGAGGACACGGAGGGCAGAUUGUGCAUCAGCUCCAAGAGUCCCAGCUCGCAAGACUCAGAGCCCUGGACGCUCCUGAGGCAGGACUCCGAGUCUGACGUGGUUGACAUAGAGGACACGGAGCAGGACUUCAUUGGCGGGGAUCACCCUGUAGUCAUCACCACCUACGCUGGCGAGGAGGAAUCGGCCAAGCUGCAAGAGGACAUGAAGGUGCGGGAGCACGAGGACAAGGACGGCGCCAGCGGCCGCUCGAGCCCAUGCCUGAGCACCGCCUCCCAGCUCAGCAGUGUGUCCCUGGCGAGCGGCAGCGUGAAGAUGACCAGCUUUGCAGAGCGGAAGCUCCAGCGGCUCAACAGCUAUGAGACCAAGUCAAGCACCAGCAGCUCCCAGAAGACCACCCCAGAUGCUUCCGAGAGCUGCCCUGUGCCCCUGACCACGUGGAGGCAGAAGAGGGAGCAGAGCCCGGGCAGGCACGGCAAGGACCCCGCCAGCCUCCUGGCCUCCGAGCUGGUGCAGCUGCACAUGCAGCUGGAGGAGAAGCGCAGGGCCAUUGAGGCCCAGAAACAGAAGAUGGAAGCGCUGUCGGCACGGCAGCGCCUGAAGCUGGGCAAGGCUGCCUUCCUGCAUGUGGUGAAGAAGGGCAGGGUGGACGGUGCCCCGCAGCCACUGCGGCCCGAACACUUUGUGAAGGAGUACUCUCAGCACAACGGGGAGCACCUGGACGGCAGCCCUCCCAGAACGGAGCACCUCAGCGAGUCUCGGGACACGGACGCGGACGUGGACGGAGAGAGCCUGGCUCUCGCCCCGCCUCACAGACCCCGAGAUGUGGCCAUCCUACACGACGUGGAUAAGAGCAAGAUGAUCUCUGCCGGCCUCCUGGAGGAUGGGGUGGGCGAGGGGGUGGAUGUGACUGAGUGUGAGCUGUCCAUUGAGAAGCUGAACGAGACCAUCAGCACGCUGCAGCAGGCCAUACUGAAGAUCUCACAGCAGCAGGAGCAGCUGCUCAUGAAGUCCCCGACUGUCCCAACGCCAAGCUCUAAGAGCAACUCCCAGGACCAAAAAGUGAAGGCUGCUAUCCACUUUGUGGAGCCGCUCUCGCCACCCGGGAUGGCUGGUCACCGCAAACUGCCCCGGCUGGGCCAGGGCCGGAACUCCCGCUCCGGAAGACCAGCGGAGCUCAAGGUUCCCAAAGACAGGCAACUGGGCUCCUCCAGGAGCAAAACCCCGACACCCAGCGUGGAGAGCCUCCCGCACCUGCGGCCUUUCCCCCCAGGACACCCCCCUCACUUGCCCUCUGACCCUGGCAUGGACGGUGCCGCCGACCCCGGUGGCCACCCUGAGAAGGGGCUGUUUGACAGUUACCGGCUCCAUGAUGAGAGCAACCAGCGGACAUGUGUUCUGCCCUCGCCCAAAGAUCCCAACAUCAUUGCGGAGCAUAUAGGCCUCAGAGAAGUUCUAGGUGCCAGCAUGAAAGAGGCAGGGCUGAGCUCUGCCAGCAGAGAGCUCCUCCCCAUGAAAGAGAUUGUUCCCGGGGAAGAGCCACUGAGGAGCAAGGCCAGCCUCAUCGAGGUGGACCUGGCCCACCUGAAGGCCCCUGACGAGGACGGUGAGCUGGCAGGCCAGGACAGUGCUCCGGAGCUUGUCAGCGACGGUGACCAGAAGCCCGGGGUCGGCUUCUUCUUCAAGGAUGAACAGAAAGCAGAAGAUGAGCUUGCCAAGAAGCGGGCAGCCUUCCUGCUGAAGCAGCAGCGCAAGGCUGAGGAGGCGCGCGUGCGGAAGCAGCAGCUGGAGGCGGAAGUGGAGCUCAAGCGUGACGAGGCCCGACGUAAAGCUGAGGAAGAUCGGAUCCGCAAGGAGGAGGAGAAGGCACGGCGAGAGCUCAUCAAGCAGGAGUACCUGAGGAGGAAGCAGCAGCAGAUCCUCGAGGAGCAGGGGCUCAGCAAACCUAAGUCAAAGCCCAGAAAGCCGAGGCCCAAGUCUGUGCACCGUGAGGAAUCGUGCAGCGACUCGGGCACCAAGUGCUCCUCCACCCCUGAUAACCUGAGCGGGACACACUCCGGCUCCAGCCUGUCCUUGGCCUCUGCGGCGACGACGGAACCCGAGAGCAUCCACUCGGGGGGGACACCCUCUCAGCGAGUGGAGUCCUUGGAGGCCCUGCCCAUCCUGAGCCGCAACCCAAGCAGGAGCACUGACCGAGACUGGGAGACGGCAUCGGCAGCGUCUUCCCUGGCCUCAGUGGCGGAGUACACAGGUCCCAAGCUCUUUAAGGAGCCCAGCAGCAAGUCCAACAAGCCAAUCAUCCACAACGCCGUGUCCCACUGCUGCCUGGCGGGGAAGGUGAACGAGCCCCACAAGCACUCGGUCCUGGAGGAGCUGGAGAAGUGUGACGCCAACCACUACAUCAUCCUGUUCCGCGACGCCGGCUGCCAGUUCCGGGCGCUGUACUGCUACUACCCUGACACGGAGGAGAUCUACAAACUCACGGGCACGGGGCCCAAGAGCAUCACCAAGAAGAUGAUCGACAAGCUCUAUAAGUACAGCUCGGACCGGAAGCAGUUUAACCUCAUCCCUGCCAAGACCAUGUCUGUCAGUGUGGACGCGCUCACCAUCCACAACCACCUGUGGCAGCCCAAGCGGCCCGCGGUGCCGAAGAAGACUCAGCCUCGUAAGUGACCCGGCGCGGCAGAGUCCAGAGGACAUGGCAGGUCGUGUUAUUGUUUCCUCCACGUGGGUACGAAGCACGAGGGGUCACAGACCUUUUCCAAGCCUCUGAUAACAAGUGAAGCCGAGGGCAGGCAUGGCCGCCGUGGUCCCCAUGGUCCCCAGGCCUCAGACGAGGAUGCCCUGAGCGGGGGGCCCAGCUGCGCGUCUCCCCCUCGAAGUUCUCCAGGACCUCGAUCCGACCCGACCUGACCCGCACUGUACCCGGCCUCCCCGCUCCCUUUGCACAUUGCCUGAGCCUCGGGGCCAUGUGGUUGCCUGGGGCUCGGGUGGAGGCCCCUCGGGUCAGGCAUUUGAAUGUCUUCAUAAAAGGAGUUCCUACGGAAAAUCUUUUUCAUUUGCGAAAUUGUAUGAUAUUUAUUGAUUGUGUCUACUGCCAAUGUUUAUAUCCAGUUCUAAGAUUUCUGAAAAACAUCUUUGUUCCUUGCUGCUCAGAAGAAGUUUACUGAAAACACCAGUUCACUAAAAGCACUGAAGUGGGCAAAGUCUGUCUUCUGCUAAAAUAACGUUUACAAACAUGGAGGUGAUGCUUUGCCGCGCUGCAAGGACGCUGAGUGGCACUAGCAGCUGGUGCUGGCCAGCGCGGCCAUCCGCUGGCGCCUCGGGGCCUGCGGCAGUCUGUUCACUUUAAUAAAGACAGUUUCGGUACAGGA